AUGAUGAUGAUGAUGAUGAUGAAGAGAAGCAGACUGAUCCGAGACCAGGCCGGACCCGAGACCCGCACCGAACCCCGCACCAUGCUGGUCCUCAUCGGGGUUCUGCUCUGCUCCGUCCAGUUGGGAGGUCUGGACUCAGGCCUGGACUCGGGUCUGGACUCAGGCCUGGACUCGGGUCUGGACUCAGGCCUGGACUCAGGUCUGGACUCAGGCCUGGACUCAGGUCUAGACUCAGGCCUGGACUCAGGUCUGGACUCAGGCCUGGACUCAGGCCUGGACUCAGGUCUGGACUCAGGUCUGGACUCAGGUCUGGACUCAGGUCUAGACUCAGGUCUGGACUCAGGUCUGGACUCAGGUCUGGCAGAAGCCUGGCACUGCAGGACGACGUCGGCGUUGCAGGUGUCCUUAAACGACGAUGGUUUGAUUGUUGUGACCCUUGAGCGCUCAGACCUUCAGGAGAAUGUCACAGCCUAUGCGGUGCAGAUCUCUGGAGAACCUAGAUGGGUUCUGGUUCCGUUCAUGAACAGCAGCGAGCCCCUGCUGUUCAACGCCUCAUUCCACGGCCUCUGCUACACCGUGGGACUGCUGCUCAAAGUGGGUCUGAGCUGGUCCAGACCCAUCAAGACCAUCCCUGUUCUCACAAAGCCACUUCCUGUCCGCACCGCUCACAUCUCAGACUUCAGUGAGGCUCCAGAGACCGGCGUGGUGUUCGACAUCGACCCUCCGUUCAGAACCGUCUUCAGCAGGGUCAACAUCAGCUACACUGAAGGACAGCAACGCCGCUCCAUGCUUUAUAAAGAUUUCUACAAAGGGAAGACGGUGUUCAAGCACUGGUUACCGGGGGUGUGUUACCGUAACAUCACCUUCCAGCUCAUCUCUGAGGCCACCAUGUACCAGACCGCACUCACCUCCUACAGCGAUGUCGCCCACACUCCUCUGCACCACCGGACAGUUCCGUACCCCCCUCUCAACGUCUCCCAUAAGAUCAUCCACCUGAGCCAGAGGGCAGCAGCUGAGCUCCAUAAUGUGGAGGGGCGCCGGCGGUCCUCCCGUCAGGCCCGGGACCUCCUGAUCAUGGAUGAGGAGCAGCAGGAGACCCAGCCUAAUGGAACGAACAUCUCUGUAGCGGUGGCAACCACUCGCAUGCCUGUCAACACAACAGAAGGCGUGGCUUCCCAUAGCGACCACACUGAGGAGGCGGAGCCUCAGAGCUAUUGGCUGGACCCGACUGAGACAACUCCUGCUGACAGAGAUGAGGAGUUUGUUAAUGCAGUGGUUCCAGAGUACGAGGACUCCAAUGACCUGGGCUCAGCCAUGGGUGAACCCUCUGACCCCCCUGUGCUUCCCACCAGACUGCCCCCCAUCCUGCUGGAGCUGUGCUGGCUCCCCCCCAGACCUCCAACCAGCUUUGACGGCUUCAACGUCUACAUCUUCAGAGAUGGUAACUCUACAGAGACGGCCACAGUGGAUGAGAACACGCACGAGUUUUUCACUGAACUGACAGAACCGGGAACGUACCGUGUGCACAUCACAACGCUGAGCUCGUCCGGAGACUGCGAGGCCCGGGAGAGCAGUGCUGAGAUGGGCUUCAGUUUCUACCUUGGUCCUGACGGUGAGCUGCUGGAGGAGCUGUGGGAGCGUCCUCAGGCUGUCAGCGUUAGACUGCUGGACUCCAGCACUGCAGCCGUCUCCUGGUCUCCGUCCUCCCAGAACCACAACGGCAGUCUCGUCUCUGUGGUGUCCACUACGUGUCUGAAACCGAGCCUGAGCCAGCGGAUGGAGAACACGUACUGCAGCGAGGAAAACUCCACGAGUGACAUCAUCAGCCACCUGACGCCUGGCGCCCAGUACAGAGUGGUGGUCUAUCACACUAAUGGACCUCUGGUCAGUCCUCCGUCAGAGCCUGUCAUCAUUGACAUCGAGCCCACUGGUGUCCGUGAGCUGGCAGUUUACCCUCUGAGCCCAACAGCAGUCAUCCUGAGCUGGCAGCGUCCAUACCAUGUGGCCUUCAGAAAAUACAUCCUGCAGACCUUCUUCUUUAACCCCGUCACGCUGGCGUCCGAGUGGACCACCUACUAUGAGAUCGCUGCCACGGCUUCCGUCAUCGCCUCCGUGAGAGUCACCGACCUGCUUCCAGCCUGGUACUACAACUUCAGAGUUUCCAUGGUAACAUGGGGGGAGCCACCGCUCAGCUGCUGCGAUGGCUCCACCAUUAGCUUCAUCACAGCUCCUGAAGCUCCUCACAUCUCCUCGGUGGACUAUGCUCACGGCGUUGUGUUUGUCCGCUGGACGUACGGCGAGCUCUUCAUCGACCUGUCUCACUCCAGGAUGCUGCACUGGCAGGUGGUGGCUGUCGGGAAGAAGGGACCAGAGAGGAGCUUCUCGGUGGACGUGACCCGAAACGUGAUGCGGGCCAGCCUCCCUCUUCCUCCGGGGGACAUCUACAAUCUGACGGUGACGGCGUGCACCGAACGCAGCAGAAACACGUCGGUGCCCAACAUCAUCAAGCUGGAUCCGGCUCCGCCCAAGUCUCUGUUCGCCGUCAAUGCCACGCACUCGUCGGUGACUCUGCUGUGGACCGAGGACGGGGUGGUGGACUACUACCGGGUCCUCUGCCGACCCAACAAGGACGGGCGGGAGCUCAAGGCCCGUGAGCCGCUCACCUCCACGUCCCACGUUCUGACCGUGUCCGGUUUGGCUCCGUCCACCAGCUACAACUGCAGCGUGACCAGCUUCAGCUACAGCACGCCGAGCCGCGCUGCACAUGUCACCGUCACAACCGCUGCCAAAGAGAUGAACCCUAGCGUUGCCGCCAUCUUGGCGCUCGCUGCCCUCAGUGUUCUGCUCAUCAGCCUGCUGGUUCUGCUGCUGCUGGUUCUCCGCAAGAAGCACCUGCAGAUGACCAGGGAGUGCGGCGCCGAGACGUUCGUCAACUUCGCCUCGUUCGAGCGCGACGGGAAGCUGCCCUACAACUGGCGAAGAAGCCUCUUUGCCUUCCUUACCCUUCUGCCAUCCUGCCUUUGGACUGACUAUCUUUUGGCUUUUUAUAUUAAUCCAUGGAGCAAGACUGCGUUAAAGAAGCUGAAGUUAAGCAGCCCGGUGCAGCUCGACGACUUCGAGGCUUAUUUUAAAGAAAUGAGCAAAGACUCAGCCUACAAGUUCUCGCUGCAGUUUGAGGAGCUGAAGACCGUUGGCCUUGACCUGAGUCACGAUGCUGCGGACCUGCCCGUCAACAGGCCCAAGAACAGAUACACCAACAUCCUGCCCUAUGACUUCAGCCGGGUGAAGCUGAUCUCCAUGCACAACGAUGAAGGUGCGGACUACAUCAAUGCCAACUACAUACCUGGCUACAAACACUCCAAGGAGUACAUCGCCACUCAGGGUCCGCUGCCCGAGACCCGCAACGACUUCUGGAAGAUGGUUCUGCAGCAGAAGUCGCCCGUAAUCGUCAUGUUGACGCAGUGCAACGAACGACGAAGGGUGAAGUGCGAUCAUUACUGGCCAUUUACAGACGAGCCCGUGAUGUACGGCGACAUCAGCUUGGAGAUCUUGUCUGAGAACGAGUCUCCGGAGUGGAUCAUCAGGAAGUUCAGACUGGGAUACGCUGAUGAGACCCGGGACGUCCUGCAUCUGAACUACACUUCGUGGCCAGAUCAUGGCGUCCCCACGGUGAACGCCAUCGAGAGCAUCCUGCAGUUUGUCCACAUUGUCCGCCAGCAGGCCAACAGGACCAAAGACCCCAUCAUUGUCCACUGCAGUGCUGGGGUCGGCAGGACCGGGACCUUCAUGGCUCUGGACCGCCUUAUGCAGCACAUCAGGGAGCAUGAGUUCGUGGACAUCCUGGGGAUGGUGUCCGAGAUGAGAUCCCACCGGCUGUCCAUGGUCCAGACCGAGGAGCAAUUUGUCUUCAUCCAUCAGUGCGUCCUUCUCAUGUGGCACAAGAAGAAACAACAGUCCGUAACCUCAGACGUCAUCUACGAGAACGCCAGCAAGACAUAAAGAGCCGCUGCCACGCACAACAUGGCCGACCUGCUCUCUGUAGAAGACAACCUGCUUCAUCAUCAGAACCAACAACCCGACAGAGAAACUUCUGAUCCAGUCUUUUGAUUUGAAUUGGGUUUAAAGCUGGAGUUCUGCCUUAAUGUUCGACUACAACCCAGAACCAGUCCCAGUCCUGUCUGGUUCUAACAUCCAGAUGCCAUGACACGAUGAUUCUGGCCAUGACUCGGCAGUUUUUCAUUGAAUUUUAGAUUUUUAUUCUCUGGAGUGUCUGAGAAGCACCGGCCUCUUCCUCUGCUGCCAAAUCUUCUUCUUUGGUUCGAUUUUGGGCAUUGAAAUCAUCAAAUCCAGCUUUAAUUUAAUAACGGGUCCACACUGCCCAACGUUCUGAAUGGAUCACACUGCCUCCAGAGAAACCAGCCCAGAGAUGGACAGACGCGCUGAUUCUAGCUGGGGGGGCGGGGCUAACCAACGGACCAGGUGGAACGACCUCAACCUUUCUGCAGAUCUCCAGGAUCGGACCACAAGAUGUUCUGGGGCCUCAUGAGUUCUGAACAAACCAGUCAGAGAUUGGUCCAGUGCAGCUCCAGACUCGUGUCAGGGCGUUGAACAGAAACAUUAUCAAAGACAGUAACAUUCUCUCUGAGCAGCUUGUGUUGAACCUUCAGUCCCAUCCUGAGCAAAGAUUUCCACCUAAAACCGUCACUACAACACGUCAACGUUUUAAGAUGUACCUUUGAAAUGAAAAGCCCCAAAGUGAAUGAUGUGAAGACGUCAUGUGACGUUUGUUAGCCACAACUGGCUGCUGGUUCACUUAGCUUAGCUGCUAGUUACCCCGGUAGUUUGUUUCUCUCACG
Molecule: messenger RNA, 4856 nt
Organism: Nematolebias whitei (Rio pearlfish)
Lineage: Eukaryota; Metazoa; Chordata; Actinopteri; Cyprinodontiformes; Rivulidae
Gene: ptpro
Product: protein tyrosine phosphatase receptor type O
Exons: 29
Coding region: 1-3999 (1332 amino acids)
Biological process (GO): regulation of glomerular filtration; peptidyl-tyrosine dephosphorylation involved in inactivation of protein kinase activity; axon guidance
Cellular component (GO): glutamatergic synapse; GABA-ergic synapse; plasma membrane
Molecular function (GO): cadherin binding; protein tyrosine phosphatase activity; Wnt-protein binding
Source: RefSeq, a predicted model, not a curated record